Messenger RNA from Elephantulus edwardii (Cape elephant shrew), 6852 nucleotides. RefSeq names its product KIAA0947 ortholog (gene ICE1). The record is from RefSeq and is a predicted model, not a curated record. Bases 178 to 6852 code for a protein of 2224 amino acids. The transcript is spliced from 20 exons. NCBI's taxonomy places the organism in Eukaryota, Metazoa, Chordata, Mammalia, Macroscelidea, Macroscelididae.
AGGCGGCUCUGACUCCGAGAGCCGCUAGUCAGCUCCACGGGGACCUCUGUGCACGGAUGGACCCGCCUGGACGCGGCGGGAAGCGGCCUGGCAGGCGGCGGGCCCGGCGGAGGCAGGACGGGGCCGGGGUCACGGGCCGCUGAGGCGUGUGGGCCCAGCACGCCCGGCGGCAGCACCAUGAUGCCGGGCGAGACGCGGUCGGCGGCGUCCGGGACGGCAGCGGAGCGCUCGCGGUGCCAGGGCUGCGCCUCCCUGCAGCAAAAUUUAAAUGAAUAUGUCGAUGCAUUAAUUACCUUGAAGCAAAAGAUUAUUAAUACAGAUAAUUUAUUAACAGAAUAUCAGAAGAAAUGUGAUGAGCUGCAGUUCGCCAGGAGAGAGAAUAGUACUCUUCAUCACCAAGUGGAACAGAUGCUUCAAAAAAUUUCACCUCUGCAGAAAUGUCAGGAAGAGCUGGGGUCUUUAAAAGCAGAGCUCGAGGAGAAAAAGAGUUCCCUUAAAUUGUAUCAAGAAACACACCAGGAAUACGCUCGUGUGAAAGAAGAGUGCUUGAAGAGUGACGCUCAGAAGAAGAAACUCGAAGCCAAGGUGAAGAAACUGGAAGAUGCCGCCUCCAAGCAAAGUCAGGACUUCAAGCAACUGAGAAAUGAGAAGAAAGUGCUUGAAAAGGAAUUUAAGAAAACACAGGAAAAACUUGAUGAGUUUUCUAAACAGAAGAAUGAAAAAGAGUUGAGACAUAUUGGAACACAAAUUUCAAGUGAUUCAUAUGGAAGCAUUGAUAAAAGAAAGGUGAAAUUGCUGCUCAAGGAGCUCUGGCUCUGCAUCAACACAGCCCAGGGGCUCCCAGCGACAGUUGGUGACUCCAUCCCAGCCGUUUCCGUCCGAGAACAUUUGAAGAGAAAGAAGCUGGAGGAGGUACAAGCAGUGGAGCCGUUUCUGACAGCGGGCAAUUUUCCUGCCUGUAAAAACAUGGAAGAGGACAGGCCCAGCGGAAUGAGUCACCGAGGUGCAGACAGGAAUCCUGAGACUGUCACUGCAAGUCAGAGCAGCAGAACCAUGGGCUUUUCUUACCACAACCCUUGCUUUGAUGAAGAUCUUCAGGCUGCAAUGGACUUCUUCCGGCUGCCCCCUCCUCUCCUGUCCCCGGUGCCCUCGCCACCCCUGCUGGCCUUGCCCCACCUGAGGCCCUUGGCAUCACUGAGAACUGUGAGUCCUGAACCCUGCUACGGCGAACCCAUGGACUCCAGCGAGGAUGACUGGACUCAGCACUUGAGCUCCACCGACGGUGCUGCAGAGGAAGAUUCCACUGAGCCACCCAACUAUUUUGGCUCAUUUAUAAGAAAUAAAGGAAGCGGCACCCUAUUUGAACAGCCUGCACCCCAUGUACACCUGCAGGUUACUAACACGCCAGCUGUAAAUGAGGUACCCACAUCUGAGUCCAGAGCCUCUCCGGCAGUGCUGCGGCAUCCUCCAGCCUUGUCCUCUUUGGCCAUGUCAUCUCAUUUCCUGGGUGCUGAGAAAGCAGAUGUAGAGGAAGCAAAAAUACAGGUCACGGUUAAGGAGGUGGAUAAGGCGGUGCAGACAGAUGGCCCCGUUUUCCAGACCUCUAGUCCUCGGGGCAUCAGUGAGUUCAGCAGUGACUCAGCUGCUGCGGGCCUGUCAGGUUUGUGUCCUUCUCCCCUGAGCAGAAGGCCACCACCAAGUGAACUUAGCGACUCUGGAAGAGAAACCCUCUUAUCCAAGUUAAUAACAUCCCCCCAGGCAGAGCCUACCAGGCAGAUGGGAAGUAAGGAAAUAGCUUCUGAAUCCGACAAGGCAUGCGACAUUUCUGAGCUCUUCUACAGGGUAUCCCAAGAACUGAACAGAGGAGGUGAGCAAGUAAGAGGGCGCCUGGUCGACUUUCCAGAGUCAGAGGACGAGAGUGCAGAGAACACCACCGAUGCCUCAGGGCAGGAUGUGGACGCUGGUUUCUCGCCCUCCUUUACCUCCAGAGCAUUGUCUGUUUGCAGUGGUCCCCAGGCUUCCUCGGGACCGGAGAGUGAUGACCGUGUCUGUGCUCCAUCCAGGGGAGUCUUUGCUGAAGUGCCUCCUGCAGAACAGAGACCUCCCUUGGCAGCAUCCAGCUGCAGCAGCCUGCAGUCCAAGCUUGCCCCUGAGCCUGAGAGUGAGCUGGAGAAGAGCCUGCUUGCUUUGAAAGCUGAGUUAAGAGUGUCUAAUUUCAGCAGUCAGAAGAGCAGUGCAAUUGAACACCCAAAGAUGGCAAAAAGCACCAAAACAUAUCCACUCCCUCAGCCAGUGUUUGGGAAAGCUACAGGAGAUGAACAGCAUGUGGGAGAAAGCUCCAGAACUGAGCAUCCACUCCCUAUGUUCGACUCCCAGUCGGCAGCAGGUGCCCUGGAGGGCUUGGCCAAGCCUGCCGUUGGUUUUGGCGAAAGCUCUUCACAGCUCCACAGUGAUGUGCUGCGGAGGAACAGUGAAGGAAGUCUGCGAGCUAACUCAGAACACGGACAAGAGACAGCACAAUCAAGAGAAGACGGCAAGUCUGAACGCAGCUCUGAACUCUGUGCGGGGUGUACUUCUGUGAGGUUCAGUCCUGCUUCAAUGCUGCUGAAUCAAGUGUCAGUUAUCACAAAACAGGCAAAAUCCGAGCUGGACGCCAGCACUCCCGCGGAAGCCUUCCCUGCGCCCCGGAGUGCGCCUGCCUUAGCCGUGGACAGCGGCAGCGCCUGGGCCGCUCCUCACGCUGCCUUGCCACUGUGUGGUGGAGAAGAGGAGGGACACGCACACGAGGGUGACGAAGGGGCCACUGAGGAGACCACAUCGCCGGGAGGUUCCCCCACAGCUGGGCAGGGGGAUCCCAAGUCUCCAGGUAGUCGUCGACCAGCAGAAGGUUCUCCUUGUUCCACAAAUUGUCGGUUGUCUUUCUCUUUAGAAAACAUGCCAAUCAAACACCUCGACACUGUGAUGGAAGCUUCCGGCCAGGAGGACUUGGAGGAGCCAGGCCAGCCCCUUCCUCCUACACCCCCGGCCAAGUUCAGAGUGAAUUUUCAUAAGCUUUCAGCCAGAGAAACCACCCCAGCGUGGACCUUCGCCUCCGAGGAAGCAUCCCAAGGGCACACAGGGACCUCUUGCCCUGAGCCCACUGCUGCUUCCCGCGGUUCUCCGCGUCGCCUUCAGAAUUUCAGCAUGCCACUGAGCCUGCAAUCCAAAACUCCCCGGGGAUCGUCUUCUGAUGAUUUGGCUACCAAUAGCAUUGCUUCACUCCCUGCUUUUGGCAGGAAAGAUGGAGAGACGCAGACUCUUAGCCAGAGUGGAUUGCUUGACCCCUUGUGUUGCUACACUGGCCUUCGAGAGAGGGUCGAGGAGGACACGGAGGUAGAGGAGAGUUCGGCCUUCAGCUGUAGUGAGGCUGAAAGUGACCCCGGACCUGUGCUGGAGGGUGGACAGCAGGAAGCUCGCCACCGAGCUCUCACCCACUCAGCAGACACAGAGGUCAGUGCAGCACAGACGGGGCCUGCUGCAGAGGUGGGCCAGCUGACCUCGGCUCUGCAAGACGUCAACCUCAGUGCUCUUUCUGACAUAGAUGCACUGUCUACGUCAGAAGUGGUGAGCUUCCUCGAAAGUUGUCAGUUAAGAGAUUACAGUUCAGGGGACUGCGCUUCAGAAUGUUCUGGUAAAGGAGCCCUGACUAAGGAGAUGAGCAGGGAGCUAAAGGGAAGUGAAUUCUCAGGAGAACAGCUCGAAAAGGGUGAGGAAGAAGUCCCUGACACCUGUGAAGGAUCCUUCAUCUUGGACGAGGAUUAUGAUCCUCUGGCAAACACCAGCUUGCUUCAGUGUUCUCUGGAAACACUCUCUGAGGUUCUCACCACAAUGGGGCCAGAACUGCAAGCCCAUUGUGAGGACAGCAACGCUAGUGAGAGUGGGAAUCUCUUGUUCUUAGAUCUGCACACCACCACCACAGAGGAGGGUGGAAAAGGAGGAGAUACGCCCCUAGAAACUGACAUCUCCCCACCUGACACUUCAGAACUUCCUCCACUAACAGACUCACGUAGUCCUCCCCCAAGGGAUGAGCCUCCCGAUGAGGCCUGUGGGGACAUACCUGAGGAUGACCUGGGUGCGGCCAGGCAGGACGAGGGGCUGGCCGAGGGCCGGCUGACUCCCAUAGAACCAGAGCCCCUGGACUCCUGCUUGGCCUCGGAGCAGCGGGCCCCUGAGCAGAAGUCUGAUGGGAUUCCACGUCAGCUCUCAGCAACAACCUCCAAAGUCAUCAGUGUGCUCAUAAAUAAGGAUCAGAGCAUAGUGAUUGGAGAAGGGGACAACUGGACAGUCCUAAAUGGUGUGGCCGUCGUGCCACGCGUAGACCAGGUCAUCCUGUGCGACACCUCUGGGGACACCCAGGCUGCUGCAGAUCAGGAAGGAGAGGAAGCCAGUUCUCUGGUGGCCAGUUCUGUAGAGAAGUCCUCAGGAGUCCCUGAGGGGGACUCUCCGUUCCAGGAGCCUCAGGGUGGCGGGCAUCCUUCAUGCACCCAGGAGGACGCUCCCAGCAGUGGUUUGAGUGCCAACUUUGACAAGAGCCGGCUGCGCAACAGACCUGUUAAACCGAGUGUGCGGAUCAGCUCGCUGAUCUACAGUCAGGACUUUGAGUCUCAGGAUUUUGAGUCUCAGGUGAUUGCAUCUGACCACACGUAUUACAACUCAAGACUUGAGCCCUGCAGCAAGAAUAAAAAUCGGGCAAAAAUUCCCAGCAAAGACCCAUCAGCUAAACCGGGAAAGACCUCAGUUACAAGCCGAACCGAAAGUAAUCAGAGUGAGGCUUCCCCAUCUUCUUCAGGGGAACUAGGUGGAUCCAAAACUCUGAGAACACAGACUCAGCCCAUCGUUGCCAGCGCAGACACGUCCACUCCUCUGGAGUGCUCCUCUGACACCCUAAAUAUGAUACGUCAGGAGGUAGGCCCCCCACUUCCGCCUCUCCUUGCCCCUCUGAUAGCGACACCGCCCAGGACUCUGCGACCUGUGUCCCCUCUGCGAUCCAGCUGCAGUCCUUCCUCGCCAGCCUCUCCCCUCAACCAGGCUUCUCCGCUGGGUGACAUACCCAUGUCUCCUGUGACCUCGCCUUUGCCAGAAGAGGCCGGGCACCCUUCUCCUGCCUGUGUUGCUCCGUCCCCGUGCACAGCCCCGGCCAGUGAGCGGGUGCUGUCCUCCCCUUUGCAGUUCUGUGCUGCCACACCAAAACAUGCACUUCCCGUGCCUGGCCGCCUGCCCCCGCUGGCACCUGGCCACACUGCUGUGGGGGGCCCUCCAGAGAAUUCUGUCAAAAUUCUGGACACCAUGUACCCCGAGCUGUCUGCCCGGGCCCGGACCCUCAACAUUCUGAAAGGGAACAUCCAGCUCACCAGAGGCCCGCCUGCCGACGCCAAGAGCCUGGCAGGUCCCGUCAGUACCCUCACAGGCUUCAAGGCCAUCACCUCCACGGCCACAGCGUUUGUGAAGACUGGAGGCAGUGUCAGCAGUGACUGCUGCCCAGAGAAGUCACGAGAUCAGGGGACUCAGCAGGACUCUGCCGGAAAGAGGACGUCAGCGCCCCUGCUACGGAGUGCUAAGAGAUUACGGCUGGAUGGUGAGGCCCAUGCGUCAGAAGUCCGGACAGAAGGAGCUGGCCGGAACCUCCGCAGGAGGGGCCCUGCGACGGACGCUGUACCAGCAAACAGGGAGGGGAGCUGCUUUGUUCCACAUGUCAGUACAGCCACCCAGCUGGCGCCAAACCCCAGAGAAACUGUGGAGUCGCAUGACCAAACCAUAGCAAAUGCGCUGAGGAAAAUCGCAGAGUCGUCUUUUGAUCUGUUACCUGUCAUCCGGAGCCAUGUCUAUGUGGGCAACAUCUCCAAAAAGCCUGUCAUGAGAGACCAAGAGAAGGAAGUUGUUUAUGAGUUCAGCACGACAAAGAAGCAUCUGGCAGAGUGCUUGCUUCACUCUAUCCUCUCAGAACUAAACGUUCAGAAGACAUCUGCAGACCACAGCUACGUCCACGCCCUGUGCAGAGUGUACGUGGGCAUCUGCCGGCAGCUCGGAGACUUGGAGAGGGCCCGCCUGUUUUGCUACAGCAUACUUAAGGAAGAUUUUCCCGAGUCUGACAAAUUGACUUUAUUUAUUGCAAACAUGUGGCAUGACAUAUUUAUCUCCCAGUCUGUGAUUAACAAAGCUAUGCAGCUGGUGGCUCGGCAGCGUGCGAAAGGCGAGGUCCUGAACUGUCUCAGAGCUUUCCUCAACUGGGAAAAGAAUGCUCCUGUAGAUGUUGGCAUCAUGGUCUCCAAGCUCCUUUUGACAAUACAGUUAUGUCCAAAAAUGGAAUUCCAGUCAAGCGAGAAGUUUGGUGAAGACCUGAGUGAUAACGCGUGGGAAUAUAUUUUUGCCAUUGAUCUUCUCUGCUGCCAUCAGAAGUGGGUCUGGACACAUGACAACAUCAUAAGCAAGGAGCUAUGGCCUGUUAUGGACAAAUGGAUCAAGUACAGGAAGGGACACGAGAACAUCACUUACACCCCUGAUGUCAUCAUUGCGUCUGUGCUGCGGCUCAUUGGGCGCCUGGGCCAGCUGGGUCUGAAGGAAGGCUUUCCAUCCGCUGUGAAGAAUAUUAGCUCUGUGAUUGGAAUGUUCAUUCAGCACGCGCACAAUGAAGACAUCCCCUGGGGUGUGCAGCUGGCCGCUGUCUACGCGCUCUGUGACCUGAGCCCCAGCAACCCGACAGGGAUAUCGAGGAUCCUGGAGACCUGGCGGAAGGAGGCAUCCCAGAGCGUGCCGGCUGCCAUCCUCACCUCCCUGCAGGAGGCCGGCGCCCUGUGCACGGAGGAGCAAGGCUAG